UGUGUGUGUGUGUGUAAUUGUGUGUGUGUGUGUGUGUGUGUAAUCUGACGGAUCGGUUUAAGGGUUGUUAGUGUUGAUUAGCCCGGCUCUGUCCGUCCGGCCCGACCCGCUUCGCCAGCAUGUCGUCCAGCCCGCAGGAGCAGAACCAGAACCAGGAGCAGAACCAGGAGCCAAACCAGGAGCCAAACCAGGAGCAGACAGAGGAGAGGAAAACGGGAGAAACAGAGAAGGGAAACGAGCAGAAAGAGGAGAAAGCGGAGGAAAAGAAAGAAGAGAAGAAGGAGCAUAAUGAGAAGAAGAAGGAGGAGGAAUCCUGGCAGGAUUGUAUCUACAACCGGAGGACCGGAGAGUUCCUCGGCCGCACCGCCGGCAGCUGGGGUCUCAUCCUCCUCUUCUACUUGGUGUUCUAUGGGUUUCUGGCAGGAAUGUUUACUCUCACCAUGUGGGUAAUGUUGCAGACACUGGACGAAAAUGUCCCACGCUACCAAGACCGAGUGGCCAAUCCAGGUCUGGUUAUUCGACCUCAUGCAGCUGAAAUCUCCUUCAACCGCAGCGACCCAGCGAACUACAAUCAGUACAUCCAACAACUGCACAACCUGCUGGAGCAUUAUAACGACAGCCUGCAGGAGCGUAACGACCUGUGUCUGGUGGGCGAGUACACUGAACAGGAUGAUGAGCAGGUGAAGAAGGUUUGUCAGUUCAAACGCAGCACGCUGCAACAGUGCUCCGGUCUACCAGACAGCAGCUUCGGAUAUGCUGAGGGGAAGCCCUGCAUCAUUGUCAAGAUGAACCGGGUCAUUGGACUGAAACCAGGAGGAGAUCCCUACAUCAACUGUACUGCCAAGAGAGACAGUCCUUUACAAAUGCAGUACUUUCCAUUCGAGGGGCGUCUGGAUAAGAUGUUUUUCCCGUACUAUGGCAAGAAUGGUCAUUCAGACUACGUUCAGCCUCUAGUUGCAGUGAAGUUGCUUUUAACGAAGGAAGACUACAACGUGGAGCAGACCGUGGAGUGUAAGGUCGAGGGUUCAGACAUGCGGAACGACGACGAGCGGGACAAGUUUCUCGGUCGUGUCACCUUUCGGGUCAAAGUGUCAGAGUAGCUGGAUCCACCUGUUGCCAUGGAUACUGCAAACUGGGUGUACACAGAGUUCCAGUUCAGGACACUUUGUAAUUCAGACCUGAUCCAAUCCUAGAUGUCUGAACACAAACUAGAGUGAAUCUGGUUUGUCCUGUUCAGAUCUGGACCACUAAAUAUGGCUGAACCUGGUCUUCUUCAGUCUGGAUCCUGAUCCUCGGUUAGUCCUCAUCAUCAUUGGAGGUCACUUCUGGUCCCUGAUGAGGGUUGGGUUAACCAUAAUCCUAACCCUGAACCUGGUCCAGAUGUUUCUCUCUUGACUCUGUGGUCCAGAUCUGCUCCUCAGUGUAUCAAACAGAAACCAGUGUGACUCCAGUUCAACCUGUUCAGACAGUUAGACCAGAUCAGUUCUGUUGUGAAAGCAUGUGAGACAGCUACACAAUGAUGUGUUGUUUUUAGAUUUAUGUCUAUUAGUGAUCUGAUGAAAACAAUAAUGUGCCCCCAGUAGACUGAAAUAGAGCAGCAGAGCAGAAACGCUGACUUCACUACAGAAACAGAAACACGAUGUGUUUGGAUGUUUACAUGCAGUCAGAAAUCAGAUUAAUCACCUCCCACACUAAACACUAAGUUCCUUUACACUACUUUAAAUGCACUGAACACAUCUUCAGCUUUUGGCUGUCAACAUUAUCAGGUUCAGGGAUUAAGACAAAAACUUUCAGUUGUGGUUCUUAAUUUUUUGUCUGUUUGUUUGUUUUUUUGGUGUGAGUAAACAGAGAAGACAGAGAAUAAGUCAGUAGGCUGGUCUUAUCACUGACCAAAGUUUUAGAGUAAACACUAUUUAUACAAAUGUUUCAUAGAUAAGUACAAGAAGUUGUGUUAUUGCAGAAAGCUUGAGCCGUCUGAGUUUAAUGUCUCCCAACACUUGAAUGCUCAUCGGCGUUAUUAUCAUUGUUUUCAGUCAAAAACUGAAGCCUCAGUGUUAAAGUUCCGCUAUGGUUGAACCAGUGCCCUGACUGGGUCAAAAAUGUGAAACAGUAUGUUAGGCUUAUCAUUAUUCAUAAAUAUAUGUCCUAUAGAACGCACUCUCUACAGAGAUUAAAGGCAAACACAUAACUGUAGUAAAGAGUGCCUCCUAGAGGAUGGACCUUACACUGAAUCUCAGUGAAGCAGAACACUGCCUUGUUGCUCCACCCACCCAACACCAUCUCAUCCGUCUGUUGGAAAAUGUGAAGUUCACUUCCACACUGACUGUAAUUUCCUUUUACCUCCUGUAGUUGGUUAGUCAUUCUUCAUCAUGUCAGCAGAUAUACUUUUUCAGUCCAAAUUUUUAAAUAUACUUAGAGUAUAAUGAGUUCCUGCCAAUGUGUCUCCAGCCAAAUGUUGUACAGGUAAAAAAAUGUGAAUUAGUGUGAUUCCAGUGAGUAGUGUUGUGUGAAUAUUGAACAAGAUGACAUCAGUAGAGGUCCUGCUUCAUUGUGGUGUCUCUAUGUAUUGUGACAUAUCUGUUUUUAUCCUGAAUGAAAGACACAUCUGUCUAUACAGACGAAAUGAUGUUUACAUAAAUGACGUCUCUGUAUUUCUUCUGGAGGAAGAGAAGAGGAAGCAACAUGCUGAUAAUGCAUUUCCACUUCUGCAAAUAAACAAGAAGAUCCAAUAAUGUCAUGAGAAAAUCUGUUUCCAUCAGCCUUUAUCAUGUCUUUACCUGCACUAUAAAUUGAGUUAGGGGUGUUCAUUUUAUCUCUGUGGUUCUCAAUGUCUAAGUUACCUCUGUUUCUGGAACAGAAAACCCAGUUUCCCUCAUCUCAGGGUUAACAAACUCUGAGUUUUCACCAAACCCGCUUUGUGGAAUAUACACCAGGGGUCUAUUCUAGAAA
Messenger RNA from Thunnus maccoyii (southern bluefin tuna), 2949 nucleotides. It is a transcript of the gene atp1b3b, whose product is annotated as ATPase Na+/K+ transporting subunit beta 3b. Gene Ontology annotation, cellular component: sodium:potassium-exchanging ATPase complex. The transcript has 7 exons. The record is from RefSeq and is a predicted model, not a curated record. Gene Ontology annotation, biological process: intracellular sodium ion homeostasis; sodium ion export across plasma membrane; potassium ion import across plasma membrane. Gene Ontology annotation, molecular function: ATPase activator activity. The coding region runs from base 120 to 1100 and encodes 326 amino acids. Lineage: Eukaryota; Metazoa; Chordata; Actinopteri; Scombriformes; Scombridae.